GGAUCAAUCAUUACACAGGAAUAUUGCGUACAAACACAGAGGAUAGCAGUAAGAAAUACGCGAUAUAAAUCUCAUUGAAUCGACAUAAAAAAGGAGUUACAAAACCAGGACCGGUUUAUUUUGAUUUAUAGAAGUGAUUCACAUCGGAAACUGACAACAACUUUCGGCAUCGGGGCUUUUUAUUUUGAAGAGAAGAUGUUGAAAGUUUACCUCAUGCUGGUUUUGUCUGCGGCUGCUGCUGUUUUCGCUGAAUCGGUACGAGAAACCGAAACAUGGGUACCUCUGAAAAACAAGUCGUCCAAUGAGGAUCUGGAGUCUUCUGGCGACUCUCCGAAUGAAGACUUUGAGUUUGCUGAUUUAAACCCAACUGACGAUGAGGAUGGCCUUGAUGAUGAUGAAGAUGAUGAUGAUUAUGAUGGCUCAGGCUCUGGGUUUUUAGAUGAGCCCACAGAAAGCGAGACUGGUAUCUUCAACAAUAACCGGAUCCCUGAAUCUGAGGGUCCAUUUGCACCGGAGCCAACUGCCAAUAACGAUAUUCUGGUUAAACACAAUGAGGUUGGCCGGCGUGGAGAACCAAAGCAAGACGAUGACCAGCCCAGCAAUGUGCUCAUGACGCAUGCUGGAGAAGACCACUUUUUCAACAAUACAGAGGUGCUUGCAGCUGUUAUUGCGGGCGGAGCAGUUGGUCUGGUCUUCGCCAUCCUCCUCAUCGUCCUGCUGGUUCACUUCGUUCUCCGCAUCAAGAAGAAAGACGAAGGAAGUUACGACCUGGGCAAGACGCCCAUCUACAAGAAAGCUCCUACCACAGAAAUCUACGCAUGAGCAUCCCCACCCUCACAUACCUUCUCUCUCUCUUUUGAACUAUAAGCUCACACAGUGCCUCGGCCCGACGGGCCGCCGCCAACCUCUCACGUACCACAAAAACCACAGAAGGACCUCACACGAAUAAUUCACUCUGACUGGACAUUUGCAUUGAAAUCUUAAAGUGACUCGGAGGGGAUAGCAUCAAAAGAUGUUCUUGUCUUUUUGUUCUCACACUUAUUGCCUUUUCACCUUGUGGCCCAUUGUGUCCAUAAUUUUUUUUCUAAAUAAAACACUACAGGGUGCAGUGGAGCCAUUCACAAGUUAAAGGCUUUGGAUUGACCAUUGAACCAGCCGUUAAGAAAAACAGUCAAUGUCACGAUCGGUGCUACAGAAGGGAUGGUUACUGUAGCCUUUUACGUUAUCAGAUGUCUUUUGUUUUUAAAUCUGUGUGCUGUAAAACGUUUUAUUUUCUUAGUAAAACAUUCGAGGUGGAACCAAAUUGAGGGCAUGCAGUAUACGUUCGAAACUAAAUUCUGUGAGAGCAAAACCUGAAAAUCGGUGUGCUAUACUAAUGUAUACUCAUUUCAACCAUGGUGUUAUGGUACAUUCCUUAUAUCUGUAUGUCAUUGUUGUGGUGGUUUUGUGCGACGAGAGACUCGAUCCACUACAGUGCUGCUUGACUGUCAGCUAAGCUACUUUAACAGGUACAGAUGUUGUUGAUUGAGAAUCAGUUCACUGCAAACAGACUUUGUACAUCCGGGGAUCUGUAUAUAGCCAUCUGAAUAAAAUGUACAACUUUG
Messenger RNA from Sinocyclocheilus rhinocerous, 1604 nucleotides. Its product is annotated as syndecan-4-like. NCBI's taxonomy places the organism in Eukaryota, Metazoa, Chordata, Actinopteri, Cypriniformes, Cyprinidae. The coding region runs from base 196 to 822 and encodes 208 amino acids. The record is from RefSeq and is a predicted model, not a curated record. Gene Ontology annotation, biological process: cell migration. Gene Ontology annotation, cellular component: cell surface; membrane. The transcript has 4 exons.